GGCUUCAGCGAGACAUUCCCCAAACCCUCAGGACCUCUGCCUGGUUUUGGUGGGAUUUUGUGCAGUGCAUCCCGUGCUGUGUCAAAGCCCACUUACUUUUUAUUGUAUCAAUCAUCCUCUUUAUGCAGCACCACGACUCGGAGAACGCUUGCAGGUCCUGUUCUGAAUGAGCAGUGCUCGCUGCCAGCUCAGCCUAGUUACUGCUGUAACUUAGUCUGGGGGAUGGGAGAAAAAGGUUGCUGCUACUUUAAAUAUAAUGCAUUAAGAGGAUGCUGGAAAAAGGCCUGCAUGCUGUAAUACCCAGCCAUCGAGUUGGAAAAGGAGCCAGAUGUAAUACAAAAGAAGAAACACAGCCUCUUAUGGAUGCUGCACUAAUUCAUAAAUCAGGUGAAUCAGCUUAGGCAACUGCUGUGUUUUUAUGCCUCUGCUGCAUGGAGAACUGCAUGUUGGAUGCUUUUAUUUGAAGUAAUGGAACCAGAUAAUCCUUUGGACCAGGACAACUCCAAUGAGUCCCCCCCGGAGCGCUGCGGGCAGAGGCGCAGCAUGCCCAGCGGCAUCUCGGAGAAGAACCCCAGCAUGGAGCCCGCGGCCACCACGCCCUUCAGGGUCACGGGGUUCCUCAGCCGUCGGCUUAAAGGCUCCAUCAAAAGGACAAAGAGCCAACCGAAGCUCGAUAGGAACAGCAGCUUCCGGCACAUUUUACCUGGCUUCAGGAGUGUGGACCAUGAAAGAUCCCAUCUAAUGCCGAGGCUGAAAGAAUCGCGCUCCCACGAGUCCUUGCUCAGUCCCAGUAGUGCUGUUGAGGCUCUGGAUCUCAGUAUGGAGGAGGAAGUGGUCAUCAAGCCUGUCCACAGUAGCAUCCUGGGGCAAGACUACUGCUUUGAGGUGACGACUUCAUCAGGAAGUAAGUGCUUCUCGUGUCGUUCGGCAGCAGAGCGAGAUAAAUGGAUGGAGAACCUGCGGCGUGCCGUGCACCCCAACAAGGACAACAGCAGAAGGGUAGAGAAUAUGUUAAAGUUAUGGAUUAUUGAAGCCAAGGACCUGCCAGCUAAGAAAAAGUACUUGUGUGAAUUAUGCCUGGAUGAUGUUCUUUAUGCACGAACUACCUGUAAAUUGAAAACUGAUAAUGUGUUUUGGGGGGAGCACUUUGAAUUUAAUAACCUCCCAUCGCUCAAAAACAUUACUGUGCACUUAUACAAAGAGACUGACAAGAAGAAGAAGAAGGACAAGACCAACUUCAUUGGGCAGGUGAACAUCCCCGUGAGCUCAGUGACGGGCCGGCAGUUCGUGGAGAAAUGGUACCCAGUGGUGAGCCCCAACCCUGGCAAGGGCAAGUCCCCAGGGCCCAUGAUCCGCAUCAAGUCCCGCUACCAGAGCAUGAGCAUCCUUCCCAUGGAGAUGUACAAGGAGUUUGCUGAGUACAUCACCAACAAUUACAUGGUGCUGUGCUCAGUGCUGGAGCCCUCACUGAGCGUGAAGAACAAGGAGGAGAUGGCGUCAGCACUGGUGCACAUCCUGCAGAGCACGGGCAAGGCCAAGGAUUUCUUGACUGACCUGAUGAUGUCUGAAGUUGAUCGCUGUGGUGAGAAUGAGCAUCUCAUUUUCAGGGAGAACACACUGGCCACCAAAGCAAUUGAAGAAUACCUGAAGCUGGUGGGGCAGAAAUACUUACAAGAUGCCUUAGGGGAGUUCAUCAAGGCACUGUAUGAAUCAGAUGAAAAUUGUGAGGUGGAUCCCAGCAAAUGUUCAUCUUCAGACCUCCCCGAACAUCAGGGCAACCUGAAGAUGUGCUGUGAGCUGGCCUUCUGCAAGAUCAUCAACUCCUACUGUGUCUUCCCAAGAGAGCUUAAGGAAGUUUUUGCCUCGUGGAGACAAGAGUGCAGCAACCGAGGCCGCCCCGACAUCAGCGAGCGCCUGAUCAGUGCCUCCCUGUUCCUGCGGUUCCUGUGCCCGGCCAUCAUGUCCCCGUCUCUGUUCAGCCUGCUCCAGGAGUACCCCGAUGACCGCACCGCUCGCACUUUGACCCUCAUCGCCAAGGUCACCCAGAACCUCGCCAACUUUGCCAAGUUUGGCAGCAAAGAGGAAUACAUGUCCUUCAUGAAUCAAUUCCUGGAACAUGAAUGGACUAACAUGCAGAGAUUUCUCCUGGAGAUUUCCAAUCCCGAAACCAUCUCAAACACAGCUGGCUUUGAGGGCUACAUUGACCUGGGCCGGGAACUGUCCACAUUGCACUCGCUACUCUGGGAAGUUAUUUCCCAACUGGAGCAGGGAACUGCCACCAAACUGGGGCCUCUGCCCCGGAUCCUGCGGGACGUCAACGCCGCUCUCAGUAACCCGGCCUGUGUGCAGGUGUCGGUCACGGCCGACCACGCCGCCUCCACACCCAGUGCUGGCAACAGCAUCUCUGCAGGGCUGCAGAAAAUGGUCAUAGAGAAUGACUUAUCUGGUCUGAUAGAUUUCACACGGUUACCAUCUCCAACCCCUGAAAACAAGGACUUGUUUUUUGUCACAAGGUCUGCUGGGGCCCAGCCCUCGCCUGCCCGAAGCUCCAGUUACUCAGAGGCCAAUGAGCCCGACGUGCAGAUGUCUAAUGGCAGCAAGAGUUUGUCCAUGGUGGACUUGCAGGACAAUCGGCUCUUGGACAGUGGGGCCUACGCUCCCGGCACGGCCGACUCCCUCAAUGACAGUCAGUCGUCCCUGGGGCAGUUGCAGGGCGUAUGGACCACACGGACUCAGCAGAACAGCGUGACGGGCAUGGCCACGGUGCGCCGGGUGGGCCAGACCCCCACCACGCCGAGCGGCGAGAGCGCGCCCGGCCGGCCCCAGCUGCUGGCGCCGCUGUCCUUCCAGAACCCCGUGUACCAGAUGGCCGCCGGGCUGCCGCUGUCCCCCCGCGGCCUGGGCGACUCCGGCUCCGAGUGCCACAGCUCGCUCAGCUCCCACAGCAACAGCGAGGAGCUGACGGCCAACAAGCACGGCUUCGCCGGCCCCGCCGCCGGCGAGGACUUCUCGCGCCGGCCGGGGGAGCUGGCCCGGCGGCAGCUGUCGCUGACCGAGAAGGGCGGCCAGCCCACGAUGCCGCGGCAGAACAGCGCGGGGCCGCAGCGGCGCAUCGACCAGCCGCCCCCGCCGCCCCCGCCCGUCACCCGCGGCCGCACGCCGCCCUCCCUGCUCAACACGGUGCAGUACCAGCGACCCUCCAGCGGCAGCAUGAUGUCCUCGUCGCCCGACUGGCCCGGCAGCGGGGCGCGGCUCCGGCAGCAGUCCUCCUCCUCCAAGGGUGACAGCCCCGAGAUGAAACAGCGCACGAUGCACAAACAGGCCCCUUCUCCUGUGAACCCCAAUGCCCUGGACCGCACUGCUGCUUGGCUUUUGAAUAUGAACAUGCAGUUUUUAGAAGAUGAAAGCAUUGACCCAGAUUCCAAGCACAGGGAUAAGCUCAGGAAUAAGGACGAACUCAGCCAAGCAGAAAAGUACCAGCAGGACCUGGUGGUGCUGCAGGACAAGCUCCGCAUCUCCAACAAGAAGCUGGAGGAAUAUGAGACUCGUUUCAAAUGCCAGGAGGAGACCACGCAGAAGCUGGUGCUGGAGUACCAGGCCAGGCUGGAGGAGAGCGAGGAGCGGCUCCGGAGGCAGCAGGAGGAUAAGGAGAUCCAGAUGAAGGGCAUCAUCAGCAGACUGAUGUCAGUUGAGGAGGAGUUAAAGAAGGACCACGCUGAAAUGCAGGCAGCUGUGGAUUCCAAGCAGAAGAUUAUUGAUGCACAGGAGAAACGCAUCGCUUCCCUGGAUGCUGCCAACGCACGGCUAAUGAGUGCCCUUACUCAGCUGAAAGAGAGGUACAGCAUGCAGACACGUAAUGGGAUCUCCCCCACAAACCCAACUAAAUUGCAGAUUACAGAGAAUGGAGAAUUCAGAAACAGCAGUAAUUGUUAACGCGCGGAGGGCGCUGCCGCAGGAGAGGCCUGGCCGGAGGGACCGUGCACAGCAGGCGUGAGCCGCGGCUUCAGAGAACGGCUGCUCCCCGAGCACCAGCUCCUUACUGCGGACGGCGCCGACUGACCCUGCUGGGAGAUGUCCUGCCAGCACAUUGAGGGACGGGAAUGUCGAGUGUGAGAUGAGUGGCAUAAGGAAAUAACAUAUAUUUGAGAAUCGCUGUCACUGUUGGAUUUGAAUCAGUGUUUAAUGUUCAAACAAAAGUAACCUUUUCCUUCUAAACUGCCCAAAGGAUAUGCCUCACCCCUCCCAGCAAGGAGUAACGUCCUUGUCAUUGCAGUAAGCGAAAUAAAGGGAGCUGGGCAGAGCCUGCAGCAGGCAGGGGCCCAGUAAGUCCAGAUCAAGUGUGCUGCGGGAUGUAGCGUCCGAGGGACGGCAGCAAAGCCUGGCCCGCUCCUCCUGUGACUCCCCCCGGAGCACAGCCCUCCCAAAGUGAACCCCAGCCGAGCCCAGCAUCCUUCCUGGUGGCUUUUGUGAGGCCGCUGACUUUUACAGCAUCCACAGGGCAUUUAUGCAGCUAAUUAGUGUUUAAUUAACUCCGCCCAUACAGGGAGUGCAGUGCAGAUGGAAGGUCAGGGCGGUGUGGUAGCCAAAGGGGUGCCAUGUGGGAACCCCAGUGGCAAGGGGCAGGACUGGUGCUGCUGGGGGUCCCUGGGCAGCCCAGGGGCACAGAGCAAGGCCAAGGCUCUGGCACAGGAGUGGAGGGAGGAGCUGGCACCUGGUGAAUGGCAACUCGAUUCCUCUCAACAGCUUCUGCUCUCUCACAGAUAAAGGGGAAGAGUUUUGUAGCCCCAGGCACUGUCCCACGCACACUUCCCUUCACAGAAUAAAGUGAAUGUUGCCUGAG
Messenger RNA from Parus major (Great Tit), 4840 nucleotides. RefSeq names its product DAB2 interacting protein (gene DAB2IP). The transcript is spliced from 16 exons. Lineage: Eukaryota; Metazoa; Chordata; Aves; Passeriformes; Paridae. The record is from RefSeq and is a predicted model, not a curated record. Gene Ontology annotation, biological process: regulation of GTPase activity. The coding region runs from base 451 to 3933 and encodes 1160 amino acids.